This is a messenger RNA of Perognathus longimembris pacificus (Pacific pocket mouse), 6298 nucleotides long. RefSeq names its product citron rho-interacting serine/threonine kinase (gene Cit). The transcript has 48 exons. The record is from RefSeq and is a predicted model, not a curated record. NCBI's taxonomy places the organism in Eukaryota, Metazoa, Chordata, Mammalia, Rodentia, Heteromyidae. Gene Ontology annotation, molecular function: protein serine/threonine kinase activity; ATP binding. Gene Ontology annotation, cellular component: cytoskeleton; cytoplasm. Gene Ontology annotation, biological process: peptidyl-threonine phosphorylation; mitotic cytokinesis; actomyosin structure organization. The coding region runs from base 40 to 6279 and encodes 2079 amino acids.
GCGCAACCUGGGCCCGUCAGCAGACUCACCAGUGGGGAGAUGUUGAAGUUCAAGUAUGGAGCCAGGAACCUACAGGAUGCUGGUAUUGCUGAGUCCAUUUCCAGCCGGGCCUCCAGGCUGAAUCUCUUCUUCCAGGGGAAAGCACCCUUUAUGACUCAACAGCAGAUGUCUGCUCUUUCCAGAGAAGGGAUAUUAGAUGCCCUCUUUGUUCUCUUUGAAGAAUGCAGUCAGCCUGCUCUGAUGAAGAUUAAGCAUGUGAGCAACUUUGUCCGGAAGUAUUCUGACAUCGUAGCUGAGUUACAGGAGCUCCAGCCUUCGGCCAAGGACUUUGAAGUGCGAAGUCUUGUAGGUUGUGGUCACUUUGCGGAAGUUCAGGUGGUCAGAGAGAAAGCGACUGGUGACAUCUAUGCCAUGAAAAUCAUGAAGAAGAAGGCCUUGCUGGCACAGGAGCAGGUCUCAUUUUUUGAGGAAGAACGGAACAUAUUAUCUCGCAGCACAAGCCCUUGGAUUCCCCAAUUACAUUAUGCCUUUCAGGACCGAAAUCACCUCUACCUGGUCAUGGAAUAUCAGCCUGGAGGGGAUUUGCUGUCACUUUUGAAUAGAUAUGAGGACCAAUUAGAUGAAAAUAUGAUUCAGUUUUACCUAGCUGAACUGAUUUUGGCGGUUCACAGCAUUCAUCAGAUGGGAUAUGUUCAUCGAGACAUCAAGCCUGAGAACGUUCUCAUUGAUCGAACUGGACACAUCAAACUGGUGGAUUUUGGAUCAGCUGCUAAAAUGAAUUUAAAUAAGGUGAAUGCUAAACUCCCGAUCGGGACUCCAGAUUACAUGGCUCCUGAAGUGUUGACGGUGCUGAACGGGGAUGGCAGAGGUACCUAUGGCCUAGACUGUGACUGGUGGUCCGUGGGAGUGAUUGCUUAUGAGAUGGUGUAUGGGAGAACCCCAUUCACAGAGGGGACCUCCGCCAGGACCUUCAAUAACAUCAUGAAUUUCCAGCGUUUUUUGAAGUUUCCUGAUGACCCCAAAGUGAGCAGUGAAUUCCUUGAUCUGAUUCAGAGCCUUCUGUGUGGGCAGAAAGAGAGACUGAAGUUUGAGGGCCUUUGCUGCCAUCCCUUCUUCUCCAGAAUAGACUGGAAUAACAUUCGCAACUCUCCUCCCCCCUUCGUUCCCACCCUCAAGUCUGAUGAUGACACCUCCAAUUUUGAUGAACCAGAGAAGAAUUCGUGGGUUUCAUCCUCUCCAUGCCAGUUGAGCCCCCUGGGUUUCUCUGGUGAAGAACUGCCGUUUGUGGGGUUUUCGUACAGCAAGGCACUGGGGAUUCUUGGUAGAUCUGAGUCUGUUGUGUCGGGUCUGGACUCCCCUGCCAAGACUAGCUCCAUGGAAAAGAAACUCCUCAUCAAAAGCAAAGAGCUUCAAGACUCUCAGGACAAGUGUCACAAGAUGGAGCAGGAAAUGACCCGGUUACAUCGGAGAGUAUCAGAGGUGGAGGCUGUGCUUAGUCAGAAGGAGGUGGAGCUGAAGGCCUCUGAGACUCAGAGAUCCCUCCUGGAGCAGGACCUUGCUACCUACAUCACAGAAUGCAGUAGCUUAAAGCGAAGUUUGGAGCAAGCGCGGAUGGAGGUGUCUCAGGAGGAUGAUAAAGCCCUGCAGCUUCUCCAUGACAUCAGAGAGCAGAGCCGGAAGCUCCAGGAGAUCAAAGAGCAGGAGUACCAGGCUCAGGUGGAAGAGAUGAGGCUGAUGAUGAAUCAGUUGGAAGAGGACCUGGUCUCCGCCAGAAGACGGAGUGAUCUCUAUGAAUCUGAGCUCAGAGAAUCUCGGCUCGCUGCUGAAGAAUUCAAGCGGAAGGCGACUGAAUGUCAGCAUAAACUGUUAAAGGCAAAGGAUCAAGGGAAACCUGAAGUAGGAGAAUAUUCCAAACUGGAGAAGGUCAAUGCAGAGCAGCAGCUCAAAAUCCAGGAGCUCCAGGAAAAGCUGGAGAAGGCUGUAAAAGCCAGCACCGAGGCCACUGAGCUGCUGCAGAAUAUCCGCCAGGCCAAGGAGCGGGCUGAGAGGGAGCUAGAGAAGUUGCAGAACCGAGAAGAUUCUUCAGAAGGCAUAAAAAAGAAGCUUGUAGAAGCAGAGGAACGCCGCCAUUCUCUGGAGAACAAGGUAAAGAGACUAGAGACCAUGGAGCGUAGAGAAAACAGACUGAAGGAUGACAUCCAGACAAAAUCCCAACAGAUCCAGCAGAUGGCUGAUAAAAUUCUGGAAUUGGAGGAGAAACAUCGAGAGGCUCAGGUCUCUGCCCAGCACCUGGAAGUACACCUGAAACAGAAAGAACAGCACUACGAGGAGAAAAUCAAGGUAUUGGACAGUCAGAUAAAGAAAGACCUGGCUGACAAGGAGAGCCUGGAGAACCUGAUGCAGAGACAUGAAGAAGAGGCCCACGAGAAGGGCAAAAUUCUCAGUGAGCAGAAGGCGAUGAUCAAUGCAAUGGAUUCCAAGAUCAGAUCUCUGGAACAGAGGAUUGUGGAACUGUCAGAAGCUAAUAAACUUGCAGCAAACAGCAGUCUCUUUACCCAAAGGAACAUGAAGGCCCAGGAAGAGAUGAUUUCAGAACUCAGGCAACAGAAAUUUUAUCUGGAGACACAGGCCGGGAAAUUGGAGGCCCAGAACCGAAAGCUGGAAGAGCAGCUGGAGAAAAUCAGCCACCAAGAUCACAGUGACAAGAAUCGGUUGCUAGAGCUGGAGACAAGGCUCAGGGAGGUCAGCCUGGAGCACGAGGAACAGAAGCUGGAGCUGAAGCGCCAGCUCACAGAGCUGCAGCUGUCCCUGCAGGAGCGUGAGUCCCAGCUGACGGCCCUGCAGGCUGCGCGGGCCGCCCUGGAGAGCCAGCUUCACCAAGCAAAGACAGAGCUGGAGGAGACAACAGCAGAAGCAGAAGAGGAGAUCCAGGCUCUCACGGCACAUAGAGAUGAAAUCCAGCGCAAAUUUGAUGCCCUUCGUAACAGCUGCACUGUAAUCACAGACCUGGAAGAGCAGCUAAACCAGUUGACUGAAGAUAAUGCUGAACUCAACAACCAAAACUUCUACUUGUCCAAACAACUUGAUGAGGCCUCUGGGGCCAAUGAUGAGAUUGUGCAGCUGCGAAGUGAAGUGGAUCACCUGCGCCGAGAGAUCACUGAAAGGGAGAUGCAGCUUACCAGCCAGAAGCAAGCACAACUGAGUGGUACUGAUUUGCAGACGAUGGAGGCUUUGAAGACCACGUGCACAAUGCUGGAAGAACAGGUGAUGGAUUUGGAGGCCCUCAACGAUGAGCUGCUGGAGAAAGAGCGCCAGUGGGAGGCCUGGAGGAGUGUCCUUGGUGAUGAGAAGUCCCAGUUUGAGUGUCGGGUUCGGGAGUUACAGAGGAUGCUGGACACUGAGAAGCAGAGCAGGGCAAGAGCUGAUCAGCGGAUCACCGAGUCUCGCCAGGUGGUAGAGUUGGCAGUGAAGGAGCAUAAGGCUGAGAUUCUCGCUCUGCAGCAGGCACUCAAAGAACAGAAGCUGAAAGCUGAGAGCCUCUCCGACAAGCUCAAUGACUUGGAGAAGAAGCAUGCCAUGCUAGAAAUGAACGCCCGAAGCUUACAGCAGAAGCUCGAGACCGAACGAGAGCUCAAGCAAAGGCUUCUGGAAGAGCAAGCCAAGUUACAGCAGCAGAUGGACCUGCAGAAGAACCACAUUUUCCGUCUGACUCAAGGCCUACAAGAAGCCCUAGAUCGGGCUGAUCUGCUCAAGACAGAAAGAAGUGAUCUGGAAUACCAGUUGGAAAACAUUCAGGUUCUCUAUUCUCAUGAAAAGGUGAAAAUGGAAGGCACUAUUUCUCAACAAACCAAACUCAUUGAUUUUCUGCAAGCCAAAAUGGACCAACCUGCUAAAAAGAAAAAGGGUUUAUUUAGUCGACGGAAAGAGGACCCUGCUUUGCCCACACAGGUUCCUCUGCAGUACAAUGAGCUGAAGCUGGCCCUGGAGAAGGAGAAAGCUCGCUGUGCAGAGCUAGAGGAAGCUCUUCAGAAGACCCGCAUUGAGCUCCGGUCCGCCCGGGAGGAAGCUGCCCACCGCAAAGCCACGGACCACCCGCACCCAUCUACGCCAGCCACUGCAAGGCAGCAGAUUGCCAUGUCUGCCAUUGUGCGGUCACCUGAGCAUCAGCCCAGUGCCAUGAGUCUGCUCGCCCCGCCGUCCAGCCGCAGAAAGGAGUCUUCAACUCCAGAGGAAUUCAGCCGGCGUCUUAAGGAGCGCAUGCACCACAACAUUCCUCACCGAUUUAAUGUAGGACUGAACAUGCGAGCCACCAAGUGUGCUGUGUGCUUGGACACUGUGCACUUUGGACGCCAGGCAUCUAAAUGUCUUGAAUGUCAGGUGAUGUGUCAUCCCAAGUGCUCCACCUGCUUGCCAGCCACCUGCGGCCUGCCUGCCGAAUAUGCCACGCACUUCACUGAGGCCUUCUGCCGGGACAAAAUGAACUCCCCAGGCCUCCAGAGCAAGGAGCCCAGUGGCAGCCUGCACCUGGAGGGGUGGAUGAAAGUGCCCAGGAAUAACAAACGAGGACAGCAAGGCUGGGACCGGAAGUACAUUGUCCUGGAAGGAUCGAAAGUUCUCAUUUAUGACAACGAAGCCAGAGAAGCUGGACAGAGGCCGGUGGAAGAGUUUGAGCUGUGCCUUCCCGACGGGGAUGUAUCUAUUCACGGUGCCGUUGGUGCUUCUGAACUCGCAAAUACAGCCAAAGCAGAUGUCCCAUACAUACUGAAGAUGGAGUCUCACCCACAUACCACCUGCUGGCCAGGGAGAACCCUCUACCUGCUGGCUCCUAGCUUUCCUGACAAACAGCGCUGGGUCACCGCCUUAGAAUCAGUGGUGGCAGGGGGGCGAGUUUCAAGAGAAAAAGCAGAAGCUGAUGCUAAAUUGCUUGGAAACUCCCUGCUGAAACUGGAAGGGGAUGACCGCCUAGACAUGAACUGUACUCUGCCCUUCAGUGACCAGGUGGUGCUGGUGGGCACCGAGGAAGGGCUAUAUGCACUGAAUGUCUUGAAAAACUCCUUAACCCACGUCCCAGGAAUUGGAGCUGUCUUCCAAAUUUACAUCAUCAAGGACCUGGAGAAGCUACUCAUGAUAGCAGGUGAAGAGCGAGCUCUGUGUCUGGUGGAUGUGAAGAAGGUGAAGCAGUCCCUGGCACAGUCACACCUUCCAGCCCAGCCUGACAUCUCGCCCAAUGUGUUCGAAGCUGUCAAGGGCUGCCAUUUGUUUGGUGCAGGCAAGAUUGAGAAUGGGCUCUGCAUCUGUGCAGCCAUGCCCAACAAAGUCGUCAUCCUCCGCUACAACGAAAACCUCAGCAAGUACUGCAUUCGGAAGGAGAUAGAGACCUCUGAGCCCUGCAGCUGUAUCCACUUCACCAAUUACAGUAUCCUCAUUGGAACCAACAAAUUCUACGAAAUCGACAUGAAGCAGUACACACUCGAGGAGUUCCUGGACAAGAAUGACCACUCCUUGGCUCCGGCUGUGUUUGCCUCGUCGUCCAACAGCUUUCCUGUGUCCAUCAUGCAGGUGAAUGGAGCAGGGCAGCGAGAGGAGUACCUGCUGUGCUUCCACGAAUUUGGGGUGUUCGUGGAUUCUUACGGAAGGCGUAGCCGCACAGAUGAUCUCAAGUGGAGUCGCUUACCUUUGGCCUUUGCCUACAGAGAACCCUACUUGUUUGUGACCCACUUCAACUCGCUUGAAGUCAUUGAGAUCCAGGCACGCUCCUCCCUGGGGACCCCUGCCCGAGCCUAUUUGGAAAUUCCAAACCCACGCUACCUGGGCCCUGCAAUUUCCUCGGGAGCCAUUUACCUGGCUUCCUCAUACCAGGAUAAAUUAAGGGUCAUUUGCUGCAAAGGAAACCUCGUGAAGGAGUCCAGCACUGAGCAUCACCGGGUGCCCUCCACCUCCCGCAGUAGCCCCAACAAGCGAGGCCCGCCCACCUACAACGAGCACAUCACCAAGCGUGUGGCCUCCAGCCCGGCGCCCCCUGAAGGCCCCAGCCACCCCCGCGAGCCCAGCACGCCCCACCGCUACCGUGACCGCGAGGGCCGGACCGAGCUGCGCAGGGACAAGUCCCCGGGCCGCCCGCUGGAGCGGGAGAAGUCCCCGGGCCGCAUGCUGAGCACGCGCCGGGAGCGCUCCCCGGGCCGGCUCUUCGACGACAGCAGCCGAGGCCGGCUGCCCGCUGGCGCCGUGCGGACCCCGCUGUCCCAGGUGAACAAGGUCUGGGACCAGUCUUCAGUAUAAAUCUCAGCCAGAAAACCAA